GUUAUCAUAUGUUAUAAACGUAAUAUUUUAUACGCAAUCAGUUAAUCAGUUCUAUAAAAGUUCUUAGAAUGCAAAUAAGUGAAACACAUUGUAUAAAGAAAUGCCCUAUUUACAUCGCACUUGAAUCAAUAAUCCGAGUUUAAUGAAAAUAAUAAACGUGGAAUUGUUAAAAUGUUGUUAAGGAGAGUAAACUUGCUACAAAUUUUUAGUUCUGGUCAAAAAACAAGCAACAGAUAUCUAAAUUUCAUACCUGUUGUUGUUGAACAAAGUGGUAGAGGAGAACGUGCAUAUGACAUUUAUUCACGUCUCUUAAAAGAAAGGAUUAUAUGUCUAAUGGGCCCAAUUACAGAUAAUGUGUCUUCAGUAGUGAUAGCUCAACUUCUAUUUCUUCAAUCUGAGAAUAGUAAAAAUCCAAUUCAUAUGUAUAUUAAUUCACCUGGUGGAAGUGUAACUGCAGGGCUCGGUAUAUAUGAUACUAUGCAAUAUGUUCUACCUCCUGUUGCAACAUGGUGUGUAGGACAAGCAUGCUCAAUGGCAAGUUUAUUAUUAGCUGCAGGAACAAACGGUAUGCGUCAUUCGUUGCCUAAUGCAAGAAUUAUGACACAUCAACCAUCAGGAGGUGUAUUUGGUCAAGCUACUGAUAUACAAAUACAAGCCCUAGAAAUAUUAAAGCUCAAAAAGCAAAUCAAUCGUCUAUAUGUCAAACACACAGGCCUAGACCUGGAAAAAAUAGAACGUUGCAUGGAAAGGGAUAAUUUUAUGAGUCCCACCGAAGCAAAGGAAUUUGGAAUUAUAGAUAAGAUAUUAUGUCAACCGAUGCAAGAAGAAGAAAAAGUAGAAAGUACAAACUUAAAAGAAAGAACCUUGAAAGAAGUUACUCUUGAAGUUACCACCCAACCUUAAUAUUAGGGUUAAAGAACACAUGUGCUUAAAAUUAUAUAAUUUUAUUAAAACAUGUAUUAAUCAAUAUUUAAAAAAAGUAAUAAAAUAUUUUUAACACAAUUUA
Molecule: messenger RNA, 1006 nt
Organism: Frieseomelitta varia
Lineage: Eukaryota; Metazoa; Arthropoda; Insecta; Hymenoptera; Apidae
Gene: ClpP
Product: ATP-dependent Clp protease proteolytic subunit
Exons: 5
Coding region: 172-903 (243 amino acids)
Biological process (GO): protein quality control for misfolded or incompletely synthesized proteins
Cellular component (GO): endopeptidase Clp complex
Molecular function (GO): serine-type endopeptidase activity; ATPase binding; ATP-dependent peptidase activity
Source: RefSeq, a predicted model, not a curated record